AUGCCACCCCGUCCCCGUACAUGCUUCCUAAAACUCAGGCCCCCCUCAUCCCCUCUUCCUCUCAUUUCAAUCCGUCACUUCACCUCCUCCCCAUCAAGUUCACCCUCUCCCCUAGCAAACCAGAAAAUCCUCAUCACAGGCGCAUCCCGCGGAAUAGGGCAAGCAAUCGCCACCCGCUUCGCCCAAGAAGGGGGGCGCUGCAUCUUAGUAGGUAGGAACCGCGCGGUAUUGGAGGAGGUGAAAGGGGGCUUAGCUUGUGUUGGGGAUGGGGGUCGUGAACAUGAACAUGAGAUUGCGGUUGGGGAUGUAGGACAGGAGGGAUUUUGGAGGGGGGGAUUUAGGGGGAGGGUUAGUUCUUGUUUUUUUCUCUUUCUGUCUUUUUUAAUCUUUUGACGUUUUAUUCUUACUAUCUUCUAUGUUUUGCGCUGGGAAACGUGAUCAUAAUGAGAGAGCAGGACUAACAAAGAUGAAUAGAAAGAUGUAACACACCUCAUAAACGCCGCGGGAAUCACGCAUUCCUCUCCGCUGUUCACAACUCAAGUCUCCUCUCUUGAGUCGGUGAUCCAGACGAAUCUCAUGGGCACCAUGUUAGCAUGUCGGAUUGUCGGAUUGGGGAUGUUGAAGAAUAAACAGGGUAUGUAACUGUUCAUUUCCCAUCCUUCUCGGUUUUGUAUUCUCAUAUUCUCAUAUUUCAUUUACGCUUCAAUUGCCUUCUAUUCAACCCUCUCACCCCCUCAUUUACCGUCACGCAUCCGAAACAGCUUUCUUUUUCUGGGCUGAAGAGAGAUAGAGAAGAGAAAUUGAUACUAAGAGAAGAUAGGCUGCAUCAUAAACAUCGCCUCCCUCCUCGGUCUAAAAGGCGGCCGAGGAAGCUCGGCGUAUGCAGCAAGUAAAGCAGGAGUAAUAGGUAAACUAUCUUCCCACUCACAAACCAAUUCCCCUCUAAUAGAGAGAGCUGCGCCCCCACCCAAGAGAAACUCUAAGGACUGACAAAAACCAGGCUUCACACGCGCCCUAGCAGCCGAAGCAGGCGAGAAAGGAAUCCGAGUAAACGUAAUAGUCCCGGGAUACAUAGAAACAGACAUGAUAACCGGUACGUCCACAUUAAUCUUCUACUGCCACGCAAACACUCUUUUGUCUCAACAUAUUCGGUAGAAGCACUUUUGAAAAUACACUUUCCCUUCUCAAACUUUUGUAUUUUCGUCUACCUACCAUGCAUGCUAUCAGAACCAUCCUUAUUCCGUCUGGUCAGUAUGCUAAGAAAACCACCCCCUCUAAUAUACAAACAGCUAUGCCCCCCUCAGCACGCGCCACCGCCCUCAACGCCAUACCCCUGAAACGUUUCGGUACCCCCUCGGAGAUAGCAGACGCCGCCCUCUUCUUAGCCACCAACGCAUAUGCAAACAAUUGUGUUCUCAAUCUGGAUGGUGGAUUGAGUGCCAUGUGAUCACUCAUAUGUCGCAAAAACAAGGAAGGAAGAGGAAAAGAAAAUAUAUUACAAUGAAUUUUUCGGGAUUCAUAUCCAUUUCAACCCACACCCAUAGACGCCGGGUAUUUCUGAGGUGUAAUUUUAAGGUAUGUGGGCGGUUUGGAUGGACAUUGGUGUAUCAGUCAUCGUCGAUGACGAUAGCACCAUCUGUAUCUUCCACGAUUAUGAUAUCGUCAUCGUCUGGUACAGCAGUCUGAAGCUUUGAUCGCUUAGCUUGAUGCUCGGCCUCUUCGACUUGUGAGAUGGUUCGCUUCUUGAUUGGGGAGGAGCCACUUGGUUCAGAUACGUUGCCAUUGCCGUUUGUGACAGAAGGCUCCGCAGCGUGAACACCAUUUCUAUUACUUGAACUUGAAGGCUUCUUCCUGGGGAUUGGCGAUUGAGGCUCUUGUGAUUCUGAACCGUCGGUGGGCGCAGAAACUGGUGGUGGGAAAUUUACUGCUUGGAUGGGCUUGCCAUCUACUGUGGUUCUGUACGGGUGUUAGAGAAAUAGGCGAAUAUAUCACUAUGUUAAUG
Molecule: messenger RNA, 2002 nt
Organism: Hymenoscyphus albidus
Lineage: Eukaryota; Fungi; Ascomycota; Leotiomycetes; Helotiales; Helotiaceae
Source: the annotation of a GenBank genome assembly